Messenger RNA from Scatophagus argus, 2207 nucleotides. RefSeq names its product tyrosine-protein kinase STYK1. Gene Ontology annotation, molecular function: transmembrane receptor protein tyrosine kinase activity; ATP binding. The record is from RefSeq and is a predicted model, not a curated record. Bases 585 to 1775 code for a protein of 396 amino acids. Gene Ontology annotation, biological process: multicellular organism development; positive regulation of kinase activity; protein phosphorylation. NCBI's taxonomy places the organism in Eukaryota, Metazoa, Chordata, Actinopteri, Scatophagidae. Gene Ontology annotation, cellular component: signaling receptor complex. The transcript is spliced from 9 exons.
GUUUUUUCUGCUUGUACCUACUUUUAUUAUCUACUGUGGGUUCCUGUUUCUUCCACAGCUGCUUUGCAGUUUUAGUCAUUGUCUAAUGAGUCAGUCAAAUUUCCGACGUGGGACCUGAAACACUUUUGUAUGCAAACAUAAGCCUCAGUUUGAUCAGUUAACCGUUAACGCAGUAAUAUAUGUGAGCACAUCACCUGUUAAUCUCACCACUUCUGGUGAUUUGUUAAUGAUUAACUUUCAGUAAACUUCCCAGCUCACCUCUUUGGGUCAGCGCCCUUGCAGGCACACUGGCAAAACUGAGCCUGUUUUCUAAAAGCAGCUGAUAACAACCGUGUGAUUUUUCAGCUUCUGUGCUGCUGUUAAUCUUUACAUUAUAAGGUCUGGAAACAUGUCCUCACUUAAAAAUUGUGGCAUCAGGUGUCAGGUAGGAGAAUUUCACAGUAAUUUGUAGCUGUUUGAUUUCAUGUGUUGCUUAAUAUAUCAGUUUGAAGUCUCUCCAUAGUCUUACUCCACACAGGGAUAAACCUUUCUGGUGCUGAAUUUCGUCACUUUAUCCGACCUUGCGUUUCUCUCAUGUGUGAGAAAUGCCAGCUACUCCUCAUGAAUGUGCUAACGAUACUUCACUCCCCACAUGCUAUGAGGAGUCAUCAGGCCCGCUUGCCAUAAUUAUCAUCCCUUGUCUGUUGGGUCUGAGCACAGUUGUGGUGGUGGCUCUAAUUUUCUACAGUCUCCACAAGAACAAAGAAAGAGUACAGAGCACCACAAGUCAGUGUACAAAUGGCCAGCAGAGUGCAUCCUUGACUGCAGCUUCUGUUAGCACUCCAAAGGUCCAGGCAACUUUGCAUCCCUGGGAAAUACCUGAAGAGUGCGCUCUUGAGGGACUUGAGUUUUGGCACAAAGGGUGCUAUGGCCCCAUCUGUAAAGCUCUGCUGAAGACGAGAGACGGAGCCUCCUCUUCCGUGGUGGUUAAGUCCCUACGAGAUGGUACGAACCAACCUGAGGCCAAGGAGUUUGUGCAGUGGAUCCUCUUCCAUGCCACACUGUGUAAACAUGAGAACGUGGUGCGGAUGCUGUACUGUCAGACCAAGCGUCUGCCCAUGUAUCUGGUCUUAGAUGCCUGCAGCCCAGGGAACCUCCUUCACUUCCUGUGGACACUCAGAAACGGGAAGUUGAACACGGUUGAUCCAUUGCAGAACUUCUCUGAGAAGUCAGUGUUUCUUGUGGCGAAGCGUGUUGCAGCUGGGCUGGACUACCUGAUGUCAGAGCACAGGCUGGUCCACGGUGAUGUUGCUGCCAGGAACAUCUUAAUUGGCCCAAACCUGUCAGCCCGGGUGUCAGGGUUGGGUGUGGCAUUUGCAGGACGCAAAACAGAUUCAGGAAUGAGGCAGAGAGCUGCACAGGUGCCUCUCAAAUGGCAGGCUCCAGAGAGGAUUAUGAUGCAACUCAGUAUCGACAGGAGCGACGUGUGGUCAUUUGGAAUCUUACUGUAUGAACUCAUUACUUUAGGUUCUGCUCCAUACCCUGAGCUGGAGCCUCAGUCUGUGCUUCCAAAGCUACAGGGGUCUUAUCGAAUGAAGAGACCAGAGAACUGUGGGGGGCCUUUGUAUGACCUGAUGAGGUACUGCUGGAUGUGGAGUUUCAAAGACCGACCUGCGUUCUCAGCCAUCAUAAAGCUGUUGGAGUCAUCGCUGCAUCGAGCAGCUACGACGCCCAUUUGUGUUCCUGAGGUCGUAGACUUAGAGGACUAUAACAGAAAGGCAGGACUGCUCUCAUGAGCUCGACUUUUGUGGCCUUACUGUACUUAAUGAUCUUUAGAUUUGAAUAAUAAUAAUAAUAAUAAUUAAUAAUUGUCUAUCGUUGAUUUCAGUGAAAGAUUGUUUUAUUCCUUUGGCAGAUGUGAUGAUUUCCGUCUGUAUGCAUAAAAAACUUGUAUCAUCCCUACAUUGUAAGAGGAAAAUUUUAAUAACAAAAUACAAAAAAGUUCUCUUAGUCACACUCGGCAGCAUUUUUGGUGCUUUGAAGAAUCUUUUUAAGUUUAAACUACAUAUGACCUUAGUAAAUAGCUGCUGUCCUGACUUUUAACCCACCUGGUAUCUUGUGGUUAUGUGUAGAUAUUAUUGUUAUGAUUCAAGAUUCAAGAGUCUUCAUUGUUAUUAUGCAAGCAUAACAAAAUUUUGUACAGGUUCUUGGCUCAAAUGCACACAUAU